AUGGGUUCCUCCAAGUUCACUUCCCAUUUCAGCUUAAGGGAGUCCAAACUGAACUCAUGGUAUGUGAUUGACGGGGCCACAGCUCUGUGGUGUGCAGCCGGAGCAGGACACUUCGAGGUGGUGCGCCUGCUGGUGAGUCACCACGCAAACGUCAACCACACCACCAUCUCUAAUUCCACCCCCCUGCGAGCCGCCUGCUUCGAUGGCCGCUUGGAUAUUGUUCACUACCUGGUGGAACACAGCGCCGACAUCAGCAUCACCAACAAGUUCAACAACACCUGCCUGAUGAUCGCUGCCCAUAAGGGCCACGUGGAUGUGGUCCGGUUCCUCCUGCAGCAGGGGGCAGACAUCAAUGCCAGGGCUCAUUGCGGCGCCACGGCCCUGCACUUUGCUGCCGAGGCGGGUCAUAAGGAAAUCGUCAAAGAGCUGAUCCGCUGCCAGUCCUUGAUGGUGGUGAAUGGACAUGGCAUGACCCCGCUGAAAGUGGCAGCAGAGAGCUGUAAGGCUGACGUAGUGGAGCUGCUGCUGGCUCACGCUGACUGUGAUUCUCGCAGUCAGAUUGAAGCCCUGGAGCUGCUAGGAGCUUCUUUUGCCAAUGACAGGGAGAACUACGACAUCCAGAAGGCAUAUCAGUACCUGCACAUGGCCAUGACGGAGCGGCACCGGGACCCUGAUGGCAUCAUUGUCAAGGAGCUGCUGCCUCCUAUUGAAGCCUAUGGAGGGCGCAGGGAGUGUCAAACCCUCCAACAGCUGGAGGUCAUCCGAGUGGACCGAGAUGCUCUACACAUGGAGGGGCUGAUGAUCAGGGAGCGCAUCCUGGGCUCGGACAACAUCGAUGUCUCUCAUCCCAUCAUUUACCGCGGAGCUGUCCACGCCGACAACAUGGAGUUUGAGCAGUGCAUCAAACUGUGGCUGCACGCCCUUCACCUCCGGCAGAAAGGAAAUCGCAACACACACAAAGACCUGCUGCGCUUUGCCCAGGUCUUCUCCCAGAUGGUUCACUUGAAGGAGCCAGUGUUGGCCUCGGCAGUAGAGCAGGUCCUGAGCUGCAGUGUCCUGGAGAUCCAGCGCAGCAUGGCUCGAGUCGACGUGGCAACUGAGUCUGAGCUGCUGCAGGCCACAGAGAACUUUGAGUCCAAUAUUUUUACUUUUCUCUACUUGGUUUGUAUCUCCACCAAGACUACCUGCAGUGAUGAGGACCGAGCCAGAAUCAACAAGCACAUCUACGACCUGAUCCAGCUGGACCCACGGACCCGUGAAGGCUGCUCAUUGCUCCACCUGGCCAUCAGCUCCAGCACGCCUGUCGACGAUUUCCACACCAACGAUGUCUGUAGCUUCCCAAAUGCCCAGGUGACCAAGUUGCUGCUGGACUGUGGUGCCCAGGUGAAUGCAGUGGACCACGAAGGCAACACACCGCUGCACGUCAUCGUCCAGUACAACAGACCCAUCAGCGACUUCCUCACGCUGCACGCCAUCAUCAUCAACCUGGUGGAGGCCGGCGCACACACCGACAUGACAAACAAGCAGAAGAAAACGCCACUGGACAAGAGCACCACCGGCGUGUCCGAGAUCCUGCUGAAGACGCAGAUGAAGAUGAGCCUGAAGUGCAUGGCUGCGCGUGCCGUCCGGCAGCACCAGAUCACCUACCGGAACCAGAUCCCCAAAACCCUGGAGGAGUUUGUGGAGUUCCACUGAAACACAAAGAACAUUGAGGUGUUUUCUAACGGACCUGUUGAUGUGGAGUGAUUGUUCUACAGCAGUCAAGAGUUUUAAGCCUUUUUAUUCUAGAUUUUAUUAUCUGACCCGUGAGGACAUCUCUGAGUGAUGUCCUCUGUAGGAC
This is a messenger RNA of Nematolebias whitei (Rio pearlfish), 1840 nucleotides long. RefSeq names its product fem-1 homolog b (gene fem1b). The coding region runs from base 1 to 1695 and encodes 564 amino acids. The record is from RefSeq and is a predicted model, not a curated record. The transcript has 2 exons. Lineage: Eukaryota; Metazoa; Chordata; Actinopteri; Cyprinodontiformes; Rivulidae. Gene Ontology annotation, molecular function: protein binding.